This is a messenger RNA of Corapipo altera (White-ruffed manakin), 5137 nucleotides long. RefSeq names its product RPA1 related single stranded DNA binding protein, X-linked (gene RADX). Gene Ontology annotation, molecular function: single-stranded DNA binding. Lineage: Eukaryota; Metazoa; Chordata; Aves; Passeriformes; Pipridae. The coding region runs from base 16 to 2787 and encodes 923 amino acids. The transcript has 15 exons. Gene Ontology annotation, biological process: regulation of DNA repair. Gene Ontology annotation, cellular component: replication fork. The record is from RefSeq and is a predicted model, not a curated record.
GCCCCGGCUCGGCCUAUGACAGCAGGAACCCGCCGCCGCGGCCGCCGCCGUCUCUGCCGCCCCCCGCCGCCGCCCCGGCAGCGCCCCGGGCCGCGGCUCUCGCCUUGCAGCGGCCCCCAGGACGCUGUCAUGCAGGACCCUACCCCGGAGCGCGCCGAGGAGAGCCGGGCGGCGGCGGAGGGCGGCGGCGGCGGCGGGGCCUCCUGGCUGCAGAAGGUGUUCGAGGAGGUGCGGGGCUCCUCGCAGCUGAGCGUGGCGCCCGCGGAGCCGCCGGCGGUGACGGUGGUGGCGGUGGAGCGGUACCUGGCGCAGGCCCCUCCGCCCCCGGCCUCCCCCCCGGCCCCUCAGUACUGGUACGACGUGACGCUCGCGGACGGCGCGCGCCGGCAGCGCUGCCACCUCGCGCCGCGCCUCAACGGGCUCGUGCAGCGCGCGCGCCUGCGGGCGGGCGCGCGCCUGCGCCUCACGCGCUGCUCGUACCGCUACGACGAGAAGCGGCUGAACCGCGGGUUCCUCUGCCUGGAGGGGCUGGAGCGGGCGGGGGGGCCGGGAGACACCGCCGCCACCGCGGGCACCCCGCCCGACCGCACCCGACCGCUCCAGCCCCUCCGCGGCGAGAACAGGCACUACCUGCCGCUCUGGAACAACGAGGAUCCCUACGGAGACGUGUGGAUGCCCGACAGACCCCCGGCGCAGGUGGAUGUGGACGUGUCCAAGCUGACUAAUCUUGGACAUCUGGAAAUGACAUGGAGAAGCAGAGUGCGCUUCCAUCCACUCCUUGUGAGAAUCCUGCACAAAUCCAGACUAAGGUACUACGGAAAACCAGAGAAAGCAAUGGAUAUGCCUUAUCAGGCUUAUUUUGAAGUUGCUGAUGGUUCAGGCAUGACAUCAAUGGUUUUGUGGAGUUCACUGUGUCCUGAGUGGUAUAACAGCAUGAAGGUUGGCACAGUCCUUCUCCUUGAACAGUAUGCAAUCAAAGACAGUUACCCGUUUAAAACACAGCCAACACCUGGGGAUUCACAGAUGAAGAGAUUUGCUACAAUUGAAAUUAGCCUUAAUGAUCGAAAUCCUCCUACUAAAAUAAGCAUUAUUCCAGAAGAAAUGGUUAAGCCAGAAUGGGGAUUACCUGAAGUUAAAUAUCGGUUUAUCACAAGGUCAGAACUGGAUGACUUACCACACAAUUAUUCCUGUGAUGUCAUUGGUCUUGUGACAUUUGUAGGAAGGGCUGAACGAGCCAGAAAAAGAGAACACUGUGAAGACUUCUGGCUCUAUCGUUGGGCUCAUGCCAUUGAUGGCACCUCAGACCAACCAUUCAUACUGGAAUUGUUUGCAACUUCUCAGCCAGAUGUGUUUGAGCGUAUUCACCCAAUGACAUACUUGGUGUGCACACAGAUGAGAGUAGUCCGGGACCUCACUGGGAAUCCUUCCAGCACAACUUACCUCACGACUUCAAAUGAAAGUCAGAUAUUCAUUACAGGGUGGCACAAGGGUCAGCCAUACACUAAGGACACCAAAGUGAAAAACUUCAUUCAAUGGAUGAAAUCACAAAGUGAAGAUGAUCAAAUAAAGAAAACUGUCAUUGGUGGCUAUUACCCUUUUCCACGACCUCCAGAUAACUUUUCAGAUUAUUGUAAAAGUAAUAAAGUUGAAUCAGUUUUGAAGACCAUAAGUGAAACAGGGAAAGAGAUUGAAGACUUGCACUACAGAGAACACAAGCGCAUUGCUGUUCAGGGAAUAAUUAGUGCCAUAAGAUACAUCAGCUGUAGCAACACAGCUGAAGAAGUUUCAGGAGUGGAACUUGGUCAGAAAGACACUUCUCAGUCUCCUGAAAGUUCUGCUGUUUCCAAAGAAGACUGUGUUGACAGGGGAAAAAAUACCAGCCUUCAAAAUGAAGAAGUUAAGUCUUUUCUGGGUCCACAUGGCUCUCCUGGGGAACAACAUCAGCACCAGGCUCUGCUGUCAAAGGAGAGUUCAGUCAAGAGAAAGAUACGCAGAUUAAAUAGAGAUGCAGAACAGGGAAGUACAUCUGUUAUUCCUGUAUCAUCUUGCCCCUAUUUUACACGGUCUGCAAGAAGAAAAUUUAGGUUGGAUGAAUAUCAACAUGGAGAUGAUGUGCAAGAUAAAAAUGGACAGGCUGUAUCAGCCAGUUUGCAGUACUGCACAGACCGAGAAGGAAUGAGUGAUAUACCUGAAACUGAAGAGACUAGAAGAACUUGUGAUUCCUGGCAGAGUGACCUGUGGACACAAGUGAAAGACAAAUUAAUGAAAUAUUUGCAUCACAGCAAAAUUUUCCCUGAAAGUAUCCCACGUAAAUUUGAUUAUGUGUACAAAGACUUACUUAUGCAACAGUACAACCUUCAUGCAGCAGUGCACCAGCCAAAAGAAACCACGGCAGAGAAAAGUAUUGAUGAGUUUAAAAGUGCUAGUGGCCUUGGGUACUAUGAAGUGACAGUUCUGGGAAUAAACCACGAUGUAGCAAUAGAUGUUGCAUUUCUCCCACUGUUUUGUCCUGAAGAUCCCCACUUAUUUCAACUGGAAGAGAUUCAAAAUGACACAUUAUUGUCUUGUAUGAGCUGCAUCUCUGCACAUCAGCAGAAGACCACUAGCAAUGGAAGGCCUUGUGACGUGUUUUCUCUUUCAGAUGAAAUUGUAAAAGCAGCAAUGGAUCUCGAUGGCAAACAUGUUGUCUGCAUUUUGGACAUCUGUCACUUGGGUGAUGACAAGGUGGAAGUCUUUCUGAGCAAAAUCUACAAGACAGAGGAACCAGGCGUGCUGGAUCCAGUAUAAUUUAAUAAUUUAUUUUUCAAAUUUAUAUUGUUCAAAAGAAGGGAAAUAAAAUUUCUGUAACUUGAACGUACCCUAUACACAUUGCACUUUUCUAGAACUAGCAGGCACAAAUAUAAAGUUGUGAUUCUUGGGGCAGUUGUAAUGGUCAUCCAUGGAACUGGCAAGGACAAUUGUUGCCUUUAUUUUUCAGUCUUGAAACAAUGGUGCCUUUAGUACCGUAAUGCAAGAAACUACUUUGCUCUUUUUGCCUUAGCAAGGGCAGCUCCUGUGUUUUUAUAUGUCUGCUUUUGUACAUAGUGUUGGGUAGUGAGUAUAGCACCCAAACACUUUUAACAUGUUUUAUUCAUUUAUAAAAAAGUAAUGAGAUAUUCGUUAAAACAGAUUUUUUUUUACUGGAACUUGCUUCUAGCUUUGCAAGAGAAAAACUGUCUUUAAGGAGUGGUAAACAUGGCAGUAUGCACAGUUUGUCACACCACUUAUUGCUGUAUUCUGAGUACAUGAAGGAGUUCAGCACCUACAAGAAGCUGCUGCUUCCACAGGAGCAAGAGACUCUGUAAAAUUCUUUUUUUGCCUGUGUACUAGGUAGCAGCUGACUCCUGCUGAGUUCAGAAUCAAGUAGCACUUUUUCCUCCCAUGUUAAACAGCCUCAGUUCUCAUCCAGAACUGGAAAUUAUUCUCAAGCAGGAGUUUAUUGGCAGUUGACUACUUGUCCAUUUGAAAUGCUGGUCUCAUUCAUUUCUUUAAGAAAUAAUUGCAUUAUGGAGGCUUGCCAGUUCAAUUGUACCAUUAUUGACCAAAGCCCACAGAGUUAAUUUAUAGGAACAGACAUAUUCUUUUGUGGAAAACUUAUAGGCAUAUUUUUGCAGCCUCUUGGUGAUUGGGGAUUAUCUCUGUGAACCAGUAGCUUACUUGUCUGCCCUGAGGACAGUGGACUUUGCCCUCAAGUCUGUGCCCUAUCUUCAGUUAAUGGUACUUUGAAGGAGACCCAUAACUGAUUUUAUUACAUAUAAGUUCACAGGCAACUUCAAAUUAAAAAAAAAAUGAAAAGGAAAAAAAGUAUUCUGUUUCUAGUAUAGUUUACAGUUUAAAAAUGUAUUAAGGAGAAUAAGGAGUAAAAAUUAAAUGUGACUAUGUAUUGUAUGUAUCUAUUUUGUAUGGACCCUUAGUAUUAGCUCUAGAGCAAUGUUUGUCAACUCAUACCUUUCAGAGUACCCACAAAAGGCAAAAUGAAAACAUACCAACCCUAGAAGAGCAGGGUGUUGCUUGCAGUGUUAUUUGUGUAAUGGGGUUGCUGAUGGGUAUGUGAAGUUGAGAGACCGUUGCUCUGGAGACGCACCAGCACUUCAUGUUCCAAACUGAGCCAAUGCUGACUGUGUCAGCCAGUGUUUUUUAUUUAGAUAUACUUCAGGUCGAAGUCUAAUUUUAAUGAAACCAUUAUUUCCAAAAGCAAUUUAAAGUAAUUAUCCUUGUACAAAAGGACGGAUGUGGCUAACGCUGUCACAGAGCCACCCUGUUGAGUUGUCCCAGCCACCUCCACAGAAAUGCAGCAAAGGCUGUUUGUGGCAUUGCACUGCUUAGUACACCUGUAAUACAUAGCAUUAAUCAUUUCACCCUAUAUGUUAGGACUUCCUAACUCUAAAAGAAUAUCAGAAUGGUGUUAAAGGAUAUAAUUUUAUUUUACAGAAGUGUUGUUUGAAAAGCUGUGAAGGAGAGAUGUUUACUCUUGCAGAACGGGGUGCCAAUGUUAGAAGCACAGGCUUUCUGUGUGCAGCUGGAGAAUAUCCAAUGCCUGUAGUAGACUUUUAAUUUUACUACUCUGGAUCAAUCCACAGAGGCACCAUCUAAGUAACACUGAACUUAAUCCAUUGAGUUCAGUUGAAGUGCUGCAGUGUUACUGUGUAGUUCCACUCUGCCUGUCUCCCUCCUCCCUGCCAAGCCAGCACUGUCGCACUGGAGCAAAGGUGCUCCCUGCAAAGAAAGCACCUCUUUUGCCAUGUUAAGCCAAGAUACAGACUCUUUACUCCUGAAAAAUGUCACAGGAAUUGCCUUUCUUGCUGCUGUGUAUUGUCACUGCUGAGGGCAAAAUACUAUGGAAGCACAUUCCUUAACUGCAGAAUUUGUACUUCACCAAAGAACCAUACUCUAAAACCUUAUAUUUGCAUGUUUCUUAUGUUUCCAGCAUUAAUUGCAGAGGCAGGCAGACUGUGUGUAGCUAAUGGUACUUUUGAGUGUAUAAUAGUUGCUAAGUCAUAGAUCAUGUAAAGAAGGAUCGAUUUUGAAUUAAUGUGAUGUAGAACUAGUACAACACUGAAAAGUAAAGAAUAUAAAUAAAUUAAUAUAUGUAAACAUC